AUGGCACAACGCAACAUAUACGACAACCCUUCCUUCUUCUCUGCUUAUCGCGGCCUCAAGGACGGCGAUACCAAGCAGGGGACUGUAGGAGGAGGACUUACACACGACGACCUCACCCGGAUUUUACCUCCUCUGAAAGACACAUCGAUCCUCGACCUCGGAUGCGGCGACGGCUGGUUCAGCUACUGGGCAGUGACCUGCGGCGGGGCGGCAAAGGUCAAAGGACUUGACUCCUCGAUCCUUCAGAUUAGGGCGGCCCAGAGCACUGCCGCCCGCCUCGGAGAUGAUCAGGCCAAUCGAUUGACUUACCAAAUCGCGGAUCUGAACACCUUGACACCGGUGAAGAACACCUACCAUAUCGUGUUCAGCUCCCUCACCCUACAUUACCUCAGAGAUCUGAAGGGCUUGAUGGAGUCGAUCUUCGCGUCAUUGAAGCCUGGAGGCAUGUUCUACUUUACGGUCGAGCAUCCCAUCUACACGGCCCCGACGCAUAGAGAGGUAUGCACACAUCCAGCCACGACAAAGACUGCCAAGGACGGCGAGGGCAGACACGACGCGGAGACAGCUGCUCCGGCAGCUGAUGCACACUGGCGACUCAACGGAUACUGGGACCAGGGACCACGCACGCACUACUGGCUGGGUCACGAGGUGGAGAAGCAGCACUGGAAGAUGGAGACCUACGUCAACUCCCUGGUGGGCACUGGGUUCGAGCUGGUCUACAUGCACGAGUGGCCUCGCGUUGACGACGGCAAGCACAAGGCCGAGUCGUGGUGGCUGCCCACAGAAGUUGGACCAACCUAUUUGAUGUUGGGUGCCAGAAAGCGAGAGGAUUAG
Thyridium curvatum is the source of this 834-nucleotide messenger RNA. RefSeq lists its product as uncharacterized. The transcript has a single exon. The record is from RefSeq and is a predicted model, not a curated record. Lineage: Eukaryota; Fungi; Ascomycota; Sordariomycetes; Thyridiales; Thyridiaceae. The coding region runs from base 1 to 834 and encodes 277 amino acids.